CAGUCAAACCAAAAGACCCACACCAGAUUGUUUAACACUCAACAGGAUGGAAGACGCUCCUUCUAAGAUGUGCCAUAACCUUGGACAGAACACCUCACAGGGUGCCAAAGAGCGCGGCAAGUGGGAAACCAAGAAAGAGUUUAUCUUGAGUGUGGCCGGUGCUAUUAUUGGACUUGGCAAUGUGUGGAGAUUUCCAUAUCUUUGCUACAAGAAUGGUGGGGGUGCAUUCUUCAUCCCUUACUUCCUUUUUCUUGUUACCUGUGGUGUACCUCUGUUUGUCCUGGAAACAUCGCUGGGCCAGUACACCAGUCAAGGAGGAAUCCUGUGCUGGAGAAAGAUCUGCCCCUUGUUUGAAGGUAUGGGAUAUGCCAGUCAGUUGAUAAUUUUUUAUGGAAACAUCAGCUAUGUUGCGAUUUUAGCCUGGGCAUUCCUGUAUUUCUUCUCGUCAUUCUCUGGAAAGUUGCCAUGGGCCAGCUGUAACAACACGUGGAAUACAGAUUGUUGUGUGGAAAUAAACAACUAUAUUAAGACUGCCAACUGGACCCCACCUGUGAAUGCAUCAUCAUCUGUUAUAGAGUUUUGGCAGCGACGGGUGUUAAACAUAUCCACGGGCAUAGAGGCCUUGGGAACCAUUCGGUGGGAUCUUACAUUGUGCCUUUUUCUGUCCUGGAUCAUCUGCUACUUCUGUGUGUGGAAAGGAGUGAGAUCCACAGGAAAGGUAAGGCUACAAUAAACAAUAUGCUUUGCGUUC
This is a messenger RNA of Cyprinodon tularosa, 751 nucleotides long. RefSeq names its product sodium- and chloride-dependent GABA transporter 2-like. The record is from RefSeq and is a predicted model, not a curated record. Gene Ontology annotation, cellular component: membrane. Bases 47 to 733 code for a protein of 228 amino acids. The transcript is spliced from 5 exons. NCBI's taxonomy places the organism in Eukaryota, Metazoa, Chordata, Actinopteri, Cyprinodontiformes, Cyprinodontidae. Gene Ontology annotation, biological process: sodium ion transmembrane transport.